AUGCCUUCUCACCAGAACAUCGAGUUCCGCACCCUCGACAACACAGUCCUUCGGGGUUGUCUUUUCCCUGCAGACCAGCGAGGACCAGGAAUCAUCAUGACUCCCGGCUUCAACGCAACUAAAGAGAUGCUGGGCCUCCCAACAACGGCCGCAUCAUUUCAACGCGCCGGCAUCACAGCCCUAACCUACGACCCCCGUGGCGUCGGCCUCAGCGACGGCACCCCCCGCAACGACAUCAACCCCUUCCAAUCCGUCGACGACCUCUCCGACGCCCUAUCCUUCCUCCUCUCCCACCCAAACAUCGACCGCUCCCAAGGCGUCGGCCUCUGGGGCAUGUCACUAGGCGCGAGCAUCGCUCUCGUGACUUCCGCCCUGGAUCCACGCGCGCGCUUCACCGUCGCAGUGUGCCCCGUCGUCGGCGCCACGCAGAACCUGCCCAAACUGUCCGCCGUGCUCGCCAAAGCCGCGCAGGACCGCGAAUCCCGCCUCAAAGGCAACGACCCCUUCUACGUCCCCAUGCUCACGAAGACGGGCGAGAACCCAGCGGGGUUUAACCUGGGCUUUGAGCGCGAGGUGGCGAUGAGGCUGCUUAACGCUCAAGACGUGAAUGAUCCACUCAGGGCGGAGCUGGCGCCGAACCACGUCAACCGCACGACGGUGGGCACGUAUCGGAAUAUGCUGCUUUGGGAGCCGAGCCAUAUGUGGAAGUAUCUCAAGCGCCCGGUGCUUUUUGUCCUGGCUGAACAGGAUGCAGUUGUAGGGACGGAGACGCAGAAGAGGCAUUUUGAAACGUUGACAGCGGACAAGGAGUUGUAUGUGCAGCAGGGCGCGGUGCAUAUGGAUAUUUUGGAGGGGGCACAUCAGGGGGACGUCAAUCGGGUGCAGACGGAGUUUGUGCAGCGUCUCUUGAGGAGGAAGGAGUGA
Molecule: messenger RNA, 924 nt
Organism: Aspergillus fischeri NRRL 181
Lineage: Eukaryota; Fungi; Ascomycota; Eurotiomycetes; Eurotiales; Aspergillaceae
Product: alpha/beta hydrolase
Exons: 2
Coding region: 1-924 (307 amino acids)
Source: RefSeq, a predicted model, not a curated record